Molecule: messenger RNA, 564 nt
Organism: Penicillium verhagenii
Lineage: Eukaryota; Fungi; Ascomycota; Eurotiomycetes; Eurotiales; Aspergillaceae
Product: histone-fold domain-containing protein
Exons: 4
Coding region: 1-564 (187 amino acids)
Cellular component (GO): nucleus; CHRAC
Molecular function (GO): protein heterodimerization activity
Source: RefSeq, a predicted model, not a curated record
AUGCCUCCAAAGAAUACGAGCGAGCCGGAAGAGAUCACUGGCCAAAGUGCACUCCCCAUAUCUCGCAUCAAGAAGAUCAUUCAGCUUGACGACGAUAUCGCACAAUGCUCCAACAACGCAACCUUCGUGGUCGCCAUGGCUACUGAAAUGUUCAUUCAAUAUCUUGCUGAACAAGGCCACAAUGUGGUAAAAUCAGAACGCAAACCGCGGAAGACGGUGCAAUACAAAGAUCUAGCCACGGCUGUAUCACAUAUCGACAACCUUGAGUUUCUAUCCGAUGUAAUCCCCAAGACUACGACUUACAAACAAUUCAAAGAGAAGAAGGCCAAGGAAGCGGCGGCACCUGGAGACUUGGAGAAGGGACAACGCAGACUGAACGGCACUACCCCGGCCACUGGAGAGCAAAAUGGUGAUGCCGCAGAUGAGACAGAAACACAACCGGAAGAUUCAAGUCAAUCGCCGACCAUUCCUCGUACACCUGUGGUACCUGUGAGUGCAUUGAUGGCGGAUCGGACAGUCAGUUCCUCUGCACGCAACGACCCUGAUGUUGAAAUGGAGGACUAA